Raphanus sativus (radish) is the source of this 1046-nucleotide messenger RNA. RefSeq names its product ribonuclease 1-like. Gene Ontology annotation, cellular component: extracellular region. The coding region runs from base 549 to 1046 and encodes 165 amino acids. NCBI's taxonomy places the organism in Eukaryota, Viridiplantae, Streptophyta, Magnoliopsida, Brassicales, Brassicaceae. Gene Ontology annotation, molecular function: RNA binding; ribonuclease T2 activity. The record is from RefSeq and is a predicted model, not a curated record. The transcript is spliced from 3 exons. Gene Ontology annotation, biological process: RNA catabolic process.
UACAAAACCAAAGCAAGUAGCUUUCUUGUAAUAUAACAUUAUUGUUACGGGCGUUUAAGAACAUAUUCACCUUUGCAUCCAGCAAGAGUGUACCAUCCCACAUGAGCUCCCCACCGCGUUUGACAUUCCUAGCUUGCCAGAAUCGGACCAACCUAACCUCAACUGUGGAGGAACAUCGACCAUACUUCUAAUCAGAAAUAAGAACAGAGGAAUUAGCUUAAAAAUAAGUUUUUUGACUUAGUUUCGUACAUAGAUUGUGAGAAUGGCUUUCAAGAGAAGAAGGCUACUUUUAUAGUCGCAGACUCGCAGAUAAACUGACCUGCAGAAGAGAAACUUGCACUGAAGGCUAGAUCGUGGUUGAUGAAAUCUAUAAGUCGGAAACGUUCUGAUUGAGAUGUAAGGAAUGUUAAAAGACGUGAUUUAUGCACUACAGAGAUUCUUCACUUCGAUUUGAGCAUAUCAAUCUUUCAGAACUCCAUUGGAGUCAGAUAUCGAAGAAAACUAAACCCUAAAAUCCGAGAAGAGGCGAAGAAGAAGAUAAUGGAGUGAUGAAGCGGAGCUGGCCUACACUAGCUUGUCCAAGCGGUUCAGGCGAGGUGUUUUGGGAACACCAAUGGGAGAAGCAUGGUACUUGUUCCGAAUCGGUUAUCAACCAACAUGAAUAUUUUCAAACCUCACUUAAACUUAAACAACAAACCAAUCUUCUCGGAGCUCUAACCAAAGCCGGGAUUAACCCGGAUGGAAACUCGUACAGUUUAGAGAGCAUAAGAGACUCUAUCAAAGAGUCAACGGGUUUCACUCCUUGGAUUGAGUGUAACAGAGAUGGGUCAGGAAAUAGCCAAUUGUACCAAGUCUAUCUAUGUGUUGACCGGUCUGCUUCCGGUUUAAUUGAAUGUCCGGUUUUCCCUCGUGGAAAAUGUGGAAACGAGAUUGAGUUCCCUUCUUUUAAUAUCUGUCUUCUAAUCUCUUUAUCUGUUGAAUCAAAUCGAUCUUUUGUUCAUGGAGAUGGGUUUCGUUUAAAUAUAAUUUAUGGUUUUAUCUAUUGA